AUGCUCUCUCUGAAUACUAUGGGCUCUUCACCAUCGGCGACGAACCCAGGCCUGUCUGGACGGCCGCCGGAUGAUUCAGCUCCCUCCUUACAAGAGCAGGUACCAUCACUGAGUGAGCGAUCGACACAACCUAUGAGCUUUAAAGUAGCUUUGGCUGGGAAUGCAUCAGGAACAUCAAGGUCGAGAUCCCAAUGGACCUUCGUAGGAACAAACGAUUUGGAGGCGGGCUCUUUUCAAGGAGAACCAGAGUUGAAAAUAUCGGAAAAUCUCAAGGAAAGACUCUGCCAGCCCUGGAGAAAGACGCUUGUUGUUCGAUUGUUGGGUCGCUCGGUGGCCUAUUCCUACCUCUGUUCACAACUUUGCUGGAUGUGGCGACCGAUCGGCUCGCUUGAGAUUAUGGAUUUAAACAACGAUACUUUCCUAGCGACGUUCGGGAAUGAUCAGGAUUACUUGAAAGCCCUUACUGGAGGUCCGUGGGUCAUUCUGGAUCACUACCUGCUAGUUCAUCAAUGGACGCCGGCCUUCUGUACUUCCGAUAAACCCUAUCGAUCAGUAGUGGCGUGGGUUCAAUUUCCUGAACUGCCUGUUCACUUCUAUCACUGGGAAAUUCUCUUUGCUAUUGGCAAUCUCGUCGGCAGGAUAGUGAAACUGGAUUACCACACAAAAAAUCUUGAGAGGGGUAAGUUUGCUCGGAUAGCCAUUGAACUAGACAUGAGCAAACCCCUCCCCACGCGCAUCAGACUUGACGGAGCAUGGCAACAAGUUCUAUACGAAAACCUUCCGAUGAUAUGCUACUCAUGUGGGCGAAUAGGGCACAUGGAGGAGUCGUGCCCUUUGAAGCAACCGCCACCUCUUCUGUACAUUAUAGCGGCACCAGAUCAACUGCAGAACACCUCGCCGGUGAAAGAGUGGCCGGAAAUUCCCGCCGUGUACGGCCCCUGGAUGCAGGUCGUCAGGAAGUCGAAACGCCACAAUAGGAAGCCAGCGCCAGAUUAG
Linum trigynum is the source of this 996-nucleotide messenger RNA. The record is from the annotation of a GenBank genome assembly. NCBI's taxonomy places the organism in Eukaryota, Viridiplantae, Streptophyta, Magnoliopsida, Malpighiales, Linaceae.